ACAAUGUGUCAAAUAUCCAAUUUUCACACAUUUUCUUUUCUCUAUAGGUCUGCUGGAUUUUGUUUCAUCUUUGCAUGUUUUUAUAUGUUUUUAACUACCUUCCCAUUUUUGAUUGGGGCACCUCUGCAGAAAUUUGUAUGCAAACCAAUACUGAGUGGGGAUCUAUGGGAACAGACAAUUGAUAACUACGAUGGUUGGUCUGAAGGCUAUUUUCUAGGUGACCUUGUAUUCCAGAACAGCAGCAUUGAACUAACAAUGACUGGCGUAUUAAAGGACUGUGGUGACAAUAAGACACCCUAUAAGGCUUUAAAACUGGACAACCUUAAUCUUCUUGACCAGUACCUAGACUUUGAACAAUAUUUAAAUGCUUCUGAGUUUGAUGAUAUGAAAAAUGUGGAUUUCAGUAACAUAGAGAUAAUGUCUGAUGAAACUGAAGACAAUUUAAAUGAUUUCAAAAAUGCUGGUGUUCAAAACAUUGACUGGACAGCUUAUGAAGCAGAGCUAAAUGAUGAUUUGACAGAUUAUGGUGAUGAUUUAACCGGUUUUGCAGACUUGAUCAAAAAAUAUAUUGAUGAUAACAACGUACCU
Molecule: messenger RNA, 588 nt
Organism: Saccoglossus kowalevskii
Lineage: Eukaryota; Metazoa; Hemichordata; Enteropneusta; Harrimaniidae
Product: prominin-1-A-like
Cellular component (GO): prominosome; cilium; apical plasma membrane
Molecular function (GO): cholesterol binding
Source: RefSeq, a predicted model, not a curated record